AUCAAGGCCCUGCAGAAGCAUUAUGUAACCUCUGAUGCACUAGUAACCAGUGAUGAUGGGGAUGCCAACACCCUCUGCUGUGCUCUAGAGGCUGUAUUUGUGCAUGGAUUGAAGGCUAAGCACAUCAAACCAGAGUCUGGAGCAAAAGGGAGAAGACUUGGGGGGCGUCUACCCCUUCCCCAGCCAGUUUUCUGGGCCCUGCUAAAAUCUAUCACCCACAGAACAACAACAACAAACUUCAUCAAGUGCUCCACUGAGACCCCAAGCAUUUUUCAAGAGGUCUGUGAAAAAAUGGGUUGAAAAUAUCUGGACUAAACUAACAUCACAGCUGGUAGCUGUCACAGGGAGUCUCCACAUGUUUUUCUUCUAUGAUGUUCUUGAUAGGGAAGGGAGUUCUCCUCGUGACCUCUUCCUUUCUGGCCUCUACCCAAUCUCGUCACAUUUCUGGAGUACCAUAUCCUGCUAUAGUUCUAGCAGCUUCACUGCCACUGGGGGUCUUCGUUGUGAGAACGGCUGUGGACACUUCACUCAGGACCUUGCAACAAUGAACCUGAAAGCCCUCCUCAUUCUUCUGGUGCUUGCUCUGGCUACUAUUUUUGCCUUAGUGUGUGUGUUGCUGACUCGGAAGGAGACGCUUCCCCACUGCAGUGCCAAGUCACAGGCUUCCCUGAAUGGAAGGCACAGCAACAAGAGUCUGGUAUUUGCUGACCUGUCAGCAGAAGAGAUGGACGUGGUGGUCAAGUACUUACAGAACCACCUGGGAUUGCCCUUGGUAGAUGCUUAUCAUGCCAACCCUGCUGAUAACUGCAUUUACUACUUGGAUGUGGAACUUCCUCACAAAGAAGAGGUGCUGAAGUUCCUUGAUCAUGGUGGGCCACACCCCACCCGACAAGCACUGGCCGUGAUGUACUUUGGAAACCAGCCAGAUCCAAAUAUCACGGAGUACAUCGUGGGCCCACUCCCAACUCCAACAUACCAUCGGGAUGUGACCAUGCAGAAGUAUGGAAGAAAGUUAUCCUACCAUAGUAGAUCUGUAAUAGGCAAUGAAUAUGAAGAAAUUGGGAAAUUCCUGCUGAACAAGAAGCUUCCUGAGGCACCCAAUUUCCUAAAGGAGGCAUUUGGGCAUAAUGGGAGCGACUUUCAAAGCCUCACAUCAGCCCCUCGGGGGUUCCAGUCUGGAGAUCGAGUCACUUGGUUUACGUUGUUCCAGAAUACAAAGGGCUUCUUCCUGCACCCGGUGGGACUGGAGCUCUUGGUAGACCACAGUAGUCUGGAUAUCUCUCAGUGGAGUGUACCAAAGGUAUUCUAUAAUGGUCAGUAUUAUAAUGGCUUGGCAAAGCUGGAAAGAGAGUAUCUAGGGGGGCGUGUGCCUCUGGCAAAAGUCAAGACAGCCUCACCAGAUGGGGGUUUUUCCUCAAUGGAGCCAAAGUUCCCCCAUCAGGAAUCAGGCCCUUUGUCCCAUGAGCCUUGUGGGCCACGCUACAGUGUGAGAAACAACCAGGUUGUCUCCUCCUCCUGGAGUUUUGCCUUCAGGAUCGAUGUGAACAGGGGACCACGAAUCUAUGAUAUCACAUUCAAGGGCCAAAGGAUUGUCUAUGAACUCAGUGUGCAGGAUGCCAUGUCUGUUUAUGGAUCCAACAGCCCUGGUGGGAUGUCAACCCGAUACAUGGAUGGGAGUUUUGGAAUAGGAAGGUUCAUGUAUUCACUGGUCCGGGGGGUCGACUGUCCAUACUCUGCUACUUUUCUCGAUGCCCUGUACUUAAUGGAGACCUUGAAACCAGAGGUGCAGAAGAACUCAAUCUGUGUUUUUGAGCAGAAUGUAGAGGUCCCUUUUCGGCGGCAUUACUCCAACCUUCAAUCCCUCCACUAUGGGGGACUGCCUGCUACUGCACUGGUUCUGCGUUCUGUGGCAACUUUGGGCAACUAUGACUAUAUCUGGGACUUUGUUUUUCAUCCAAAUGGUGCCAUUGAAAGCAAAGUCCGAGCCACUGGAUACAUAACCUCAUCUUUCUUCUAUGGUGAUGGGCUAAACUAUGGCAAUAGAGUUGCAGAUCACACCCUUGGGACGAUUCAUACCCACUUCAUCAACUACAAAGUGGACUUGGAUGUUGCAGGUGUGAAGAAUUCUGUGCUAGCCAAUGACAUGACCUUUGAGACACUGAAGGUCCCUUGGAGCCCAGAGCAUGAGAUUCGCCGGAUGAAAAUUGUGAAAAAGAUCUUGGAUACUGAGGACAAGGCCACCUUUCGCCAUCAUGAUGAUAUGCCCAGAUACAUAUAUUUUGCAGCCCAAAAUAAAAACAAGUGGGGCCAUGAACGUGGCUAUCGGAUCCAGCCAAUCAGCUUUUCUGGGGAUCAUCUACCAGAGAUUGAUCCAAUGGAGCGAGCCAUCAGCUGGGGCAGGUACAAGUUGGCCGUCACCAAGAGGAAAGAAGAGGAGCCCUUCAGCACCAGCAUCUAUAACCAGAACGACCCAUGGACACCUUCAGUUGCCUUUGCUGACUUCAUAGACAAUGAGACCAUUGUCAAUGAGGACCUGGUUGCCUGGAUCACCACUGGCUUCCUGCACAUUCCACAUGCUGAGGACAUCCCCAACACUGUGACACUUGGAAAUGCGGUUGGCUUCCUUUUGAGACCAUACAACUAUUUUGAUGAAGAUCCCUCCGUCUAUUCUCCUGACAGUGUUUUCUUCACCAGCGAGCAGGACCCCACUUCCUGUGAUGUCAACCACCUUGCAUGCCUGCCCCAAACUGCUGCAUGCUUGCCUAACCUUCCAUCAUUCACAUACAAGGGUUUCCAAAAUCUAACAAGGCUCUGAUACUUCUGAACUGUGGGGUGUUUUGAGGGUGUGGUGGAGCUCAGCAUCAAACGGGCAUAUAACAAAGACAGUUAGUCCUGACCUCUUUCUAUUGAGUGGCUGAUAUCCAGGCUAACAUUUUGUACACCAAAAAGCAUUCUGUGUGUGCAAUGUAGGUGGGGCCAUUUUUGCUGAUCUCUUCUUCCUUCUGCAGUUCCUUGUGCCUCCAGCAAAUAUGACCCUGAAGGUCCCACAAUCCUCAGGGACAUACUUUCAGAAGGCACACAGUGGGCUGCAGAGGGAAAAGGAGACUGACAAAAACCUCCGGUCCCCUGUUGUACUCGGGGAGUGUUUUUCAGUGCACACAACUUUAGUCUGCAUGUUGUUCACUGCCUUUAACCCCCAUUUUAAACUGUGCAUGCCUGCAUUGUACGUAUUUGUAGACUGUUUUGCAAUCAUAUUUUUCUGGGCUCAGAUAUACCUCAGCUGCAGUUUGCCUUCCCCACCAAUUUGCUUCUCCUAAACCCUCUUAAGCCUCUCUUCCCUUCUGGAGAUCUUAUGUGUAUAUCUAUGCUAUGGAUAAAUUGGCUUAACCAUCAUUCCCCCUAUCAAGGGAAUCUUGUGGACUAUAUAUAAUUCAGUGAGGUGGGAAAGGGACCUCAAACAAGGAAUUCCUAGCAUCCUCACCAAAACAUAAUUCACAAAUUCAAUGGGGAAAGCUACAGCUAGUGUAAACCCAAUAUAAGUUUGUAGAGAAGAUACAUGACCCAAGAUUGCUAAUGAUCGAAGAUUACUCAAGAAUCAAAGGAUGGCGACAGAUAUACCCAGUGUGUUCAUCUUUAGUGGGAGUGUAGCUGCCUUCCAGGCUUGCAGUUUGCAUGACACUUCAAUAUUUUUUCACGCACAGUUCUGAUAAAACCUAUUUUGUCAAGUUGAGCAACCUGGUCAGGAACUAGAUUUGUUCUGCCUUGGUUGGGGGUCCCACUUAAAAACAUUUUGGAGGGCAACGUAUACAUUUAUAAAAACAUUUAUUUAAAAACAUGGAUCUGUCAGGGCAGGAUGGGGAAAGUGUCCUAUGACAACCCUAGCCAACUGGCACUAUCCACAGUCAGCCUUUGCUUACAAAACCUUUUUUUUAAACCCGAAUCUAGAGUUUUAGCAUGACCCUAGGGAGAGAAAAGAAUGUCUGUACUUGAAUGUGGUCGGAGCACUUCCCAACUUAUACAAAUGUGCUCUCUGUCUUCUCUUAAAGAAGGAUGGCUGUAGCUCAGGAUCAAAGGCUGAAAUCCAAAGCAAUGAACUGUUGGCAGAGCGAUUUGAGCUAGCACAAGAGUUAGCUUAAUUAUAGUCAAAAAUGGGGAUUUGCAGAAUUGUGCUCUUGCGCUCCAACAAAUGAGGGUUGUUCUCAACAGUUGCUCAACCGUUAAUGCAGCCACAAGCAUGGUUGUGGUAGCCCAACACUAGUCUGGAGUUCAAGUUCUAAACUUAGCACUACUAGCUAGCACAACAAUUUUGCACUAGCACAGCAUCCUUCUGCAAGCAGUUCAUUGCUCUUGAGGUCAGCCAAUGUCCAAUUGCAGGGAGCCAGAGUUGCGCAUAAAUGGAGAAAUAGUUAAUGUAGAGCAAAGCAGCUUCAUCUGUUUAAGAAAACAGCAAAAAACCCACCCCAACAACCAGGAAGUAUCUAAUGCAAAAGCAAUGAGAAAGACCAAGUCUGAAGAUGCUGGAAAUUGUAGACAAUCUUUUUUAUUGGCAUGUGUUGUCAAUAGCAGGUGUGUUUGUUCAUGUUAUUCCUUCAUCUGAUUAAGCCCACCAAUGACACGUCUUGAUGCCAACAUUUAGGAUGCAGUUACAAGGUCAGGAGCCGGAUAGAGUUUCCAUUCUUGAUGGACUUUGUGAACUAGGGAAAUGUUAUGUGUUUGUAUUUCUCUUUUCAAUUUAAGCUUCCUUCCCCCCUCCUCUUUAUUUUGACUUAUUGAGCAGAUUAACAAAUAAAGGAGCAAAGAACCCAUA
Molecule: messenger RNA, 4807 nt
Organism: Hemicordylus capensis (graceful crag lizard)
Lineage: Eukaryota; Metazoa; Chordata; Lepidosauria; Squamata; Cordylidae
Product: membrane primary amine oxidase-like
Exons: 5
Coding region: 356-2815 (819 amino acids)
Biological process (GO): amine metabolic process
Cellular component (GO): plasma membrane
Molecular function (GO): quinone binding; copper ion binding; primary methylamine oxidase activity
Source: RefSeq, a predicted model, not a curated record